AUGGAGCAAGAAGGAUCCGGGGAACUACAGGCUGCCAGCCUGACCUCGGUGCCGGGGAAGGUGAUGGAGCAGGUCAGGUUGAGUGACAUCGCGCAGCACAUACACGAACUGCAGAUGAAGGAGAAGGUAUUACGAGAUUCCAGGAAGAAGGAAACAAGACCGAAGGCAGUGGAAGGGAAAAAAAAUCUUCUGUGUGGAAAAUGCAAAGCCUAUGCCUGCAGUACAGAUGACAUCAGACUCAUCAAGGAAUCUCAUCACACUGUCCUAGGAGAUGCCUUCAAGGAGCGUUACAUAACAAAACCUCACCGGAAACCAAUCUGCUUCGACUGUUUUGAGAAAAAAAGCAAGAUGCAUUGUCAAAAUGCUAACUGCCAGCAUGACUGGGGAAUCAUAGUGAAGUACAAGACAUUUGAUAAUCUACCAGUGAUCAAAAUCAAAAGCUUUGUAGUAGAGAACGUUGAAACUGGGACACAAAUGGAUUUUCAGAAAUGGAAAAAUAUUAAUUUUUCUUUAAAGAAUUUUGAUGUUGAAGAAACGUCCAACUGA
Eurypyga helias (sunbittern) is the source of this 546-nucleotide messenger RNA. RefSeq names its product DEAD (Asp-Glu-Ala-Asp) box polypeptide 58 (gene RIGI). Bases 1 to 546 code for a protein of 181 amino acids. Gene Ontology annotation, cellular component: cytoplasm. Gene Ontology annotation, molecular function: double-stranded RNA binding; zinc ion binding; single-stranded RNA binding. The record is from RefSeq and is a predicted model, not a curated record. NCBI's taxonomy places the organism in Eukaryota, Metazoa, Chordata, Aves, Eurypygiformes, Eurypygidae. The transcript has 3 exons.